Molecule: messenger RNA, 2081 nt
Organism: Amphiprion ocellaris (clown anemonefish)
Lineage: Eukaryota; Metazoa; Chordata; Actinopteri; Pomacentridae
Product: UDP-glucuronosyltransferase 2A1-like
Exons: 2
Coding region: 16-1836 (606 amino acids)
Molecular function (GO): UDP-glycosyltransferase activity
Source: RefSeq, a predicted model, not a curated record
CCACUGUUUGAUUCAAUGCUGCGAUUACCUUUAACUUCAAAUCACACUAUUAAAAAACACACCUUAUCAGUGGAACUGAGGUUGACGCUACUAAAUGAAGGGCCACGAUAUGACUCAGUGCAUAUAUACUUAAGUCCUGCUUCCUCAGAGUCGACACCCUUCAGUCGGAUACUCUGCAGGGACGAAGGCUGGACGUCAAACUACGAGCUCAUUCUGAAGACCUGUCAGCUGGAGGCUCACGAAUCUCUUUCAGAAAUGUACCGAACCACCUUGGUGGCGCUUGCAGUGCUGCUCUGCUCUGCAGCUUUGGUAAAUGGAGGGAAGGUCUUGGUGUUCCCUGUGGAUGGAAGUCACUGGAUCAACAUGAAGGUCAUUAUCGAGGAGCUUCACUCCAGAGGCCAUGAUGUCACUGUGUUGCGCCCGUCAGAUGCCUGGUACAUCAAGCCAGAUUCCCCUCACUACAAGUCCAUCACGCUGAAUGCUGCAGGUGGUUUCGAUCAUGACAAUUUUGGCGAAUUUGUAAAGAGAACGGUGGAGAUACGACGGCAAGGGGCGUCAUUUUGGACUCGUAUGGCUCUGGAGAUUGACUUGAUAAAAGAGUCAAACAAGAUCCACAGGAUGGUGCUUCUAAUGAUAGAGGAAAUGUUUGCGGAUGACAAACUAAUGAAGAGCCUCCGCGAUACCAAGUACGAUUUGGUCCUGACGGACCCUGCGAUUGGUGGAGGAGUUCUUCUGGCUCACCGUUUGGGUCUUCCACUAGUUCUUAAUGUGAGAUGGACUAUUCAGGGUGAAGGGCAUCAAGCAAUCGCCCCUACUCCGCUAUCCUACGUCCCAAUACCCUGGUCAGAGUUGACUGACAAGAUGACUUUCACCGAGCGGGUCCAGAACAUGCUGACCUACAUUUUCAUGAGUUUACAGAUUAUGUAUGUCGUUGACCCAAACUACAUACCGUUCGUCCAUCGACAUUUCGGCCCGAACGUCCACUACAUGGAGCUGUUCCAGUCGGCUGACAUCUGGCUCAUGAGGAAUGACUUCACCUUCGAGUGGCCGCGACCCACCAUGCCCAACAUCGUCUACAUGUCGGGAUUCCAGUGCAAACCUGCCAAGCCCCUGCCCAAAGAACUGGAGGAUUUCGUGCAGAGUUCCGGCGAACACGGUGUCAUUGUGAUGACGCUGGGGACCCUGGUGGAAAAGCUUCCCGAGGACAUCACCGAGGACAUCGCCGCAGCAUUUGCGCAGCUUCCCCAGAAAGUGAUCUGGAGGCACAAAGGCAAAAGACCGUCCACGCUCGGAAACAACACCUUAAUGUUGGACUGGUUGCCCCAGAACGACCUCCUGGGUCACCCUAAAACCAGGGUGUUCGUAGCCCACGGAGGCACCAAUGGCAUGCAGGAGGCCAUCUACCACGGCGUCCCCCUGGUCGGACUGCCGCUCAUGUUCGACCAACCCGACAACUUCUUUAGGAUGAAAGCCAGAGGCGUGGCCAAAGUCCUGGACUUGGCGACAGUGAACAGAGACAACUUCCUGGAGGCACUGAAGGAGGUCCUGUACAAACCGUCCUACAAGGAGAAGAUGAAGGUUCUGUCCAGCCUGCACCGAGAUCAGCCCAUGAAGCCGCUGGACCGGGCAAUGUUCUGGAUCGAGUUUGUCAUGAGGCACAAAGGAGCGGCCCACCUAAGGACAGAGUCUUACAAGAUGUCCACGAUCCAGUACCACUCCAUCGAUGUGGCGGCGUUCCUGCUGGCAGUUGUUUUGCUAAUAUUUGCUGUUUUUAUUGCUGCAGUCAAGUUUCUCUGGCGAAGGUUAUUUUACCGGAACAAAGUCAAAAAGGAAUGAUAUCUAUAAUCUGUUUUUGCAUUUUGGAUGCAAAUAGUUCUGAUAUUUUCUAAUGACCACAUGUAAACACAUAAGGAUAAUCAGCAGGAUCUCAAAUCUGAGAAUGUGAAAAUAUAAUCUGGUGAAAAGUGCGACCUUCAGGGAACAAAUCAGAAAGUUUUAUGGAAUUGAAAUAUGGAGUUUUGUACCAGUGCUCUGCCUAUCGUAAAUUACUGCAAAUAAAAUAAAACACAUAUAACAAAUGG